CCAAAGACAAUGAUAAUAUUUCUAUUCCAAGGGCAUACAGAGGUACUAUUUGUCACCUCCAUCUCUGUCCAGUGAUAAAAGAUGGCGCCUCUUAAUAUUCAGAAACUUCAGACGGAGGAACACGUCGCCGUCGCUCUUGCCAAGUAUAUCGCUGAUCUGUCUGCUAAAUUCAUUGACGCUCAUGGUUCUUUUUCCGUUGUGCUCUCCGGUGGUACUUUAAUCGAUACUCUCAGGAAAGUGGUGGAGCCUCCGUAUGUUAACUCCAUAGACUGGUCGAAAUGGUUGAUUUUCUUCCUUGAUGAGCGUGUUGUUCCUCUGGAUCAUCCUGAUUGCAAUUACAAACUUGCUUAUGACGGAUUUCUCAGCAAGGUGCCAAUACCUGAGUCUAACAUCUAUCCUAUCAAGGAAAGAUUAUCACCCGAGGAUGCAGCGGAUGAAUACGAGCAGCGCCUUAAAAAUUUGGUAGCAAACAAGACACUAAAAACAUCACCAAUUACAGGGUUUGCUAAAUUUGAUUUGAUGUUAGUCGGAAUGGGUCCAGAUGGGCACGUUGCAUCCCUUUUCUGUUGGCAUUUUCAACGGUUUGAGAAGAAGAGAUGGGUGACAUUCAUCACGGAUUCACCCAAACCUCCUCCUCCUAGGAUCACCUUCACCUUUCCUUUGAUCAAUUCAGCAUCGGAGAUUGCAAUGGUGGUGACCGGAGAAGAUGCAGCCGAUGCAGUUAAGGUGGCAUUGGGAAAACAUGCUUCUUAUGGUUACCCAUUGCCGGUGCAGAAGGUUUCACCUGAAGGAGGUCUGACAUGGUUCUUGGACACGGAGGCUACUUCAGAGCUCAAGUGAACUGCUAUGUACAGGUACAUGAAACUAUCUUUGUAUAUUAAAUAAGGGAUGAUGUAUCAUGGAACAGAGAAGUUAGCCAAACUUCUGUAGUUGUAUGGUACACAUGAAUCCCACAACCUUUGUGUUUUAGACUUUAGUUUGCUUUAGUUUAUGUAAUGUUUCAAGAUUAGCAAUAUAAAGAAAAGCUUGUAAGCUUUUUUUUUUCAAUAAAUACCAAUUUGGUUUGGAUUCAUAU
Messenger RNA from Cynara cardunculus var. scolymus (artichoke), 1075 nucleotides. Its product is annotated as probable 6-phosphogluconolactonase 4, chloroplastic. The coding region runs from base 82 to 840 and encodes 252 amino acids. The transcript has 3 exons. Gene Ontology annotation, biological process: pentose-phosphate shunt; carbohydrate metabolic process. The record is from RefSeq and is a predicted model, not a curated record. Lineage: Eukaryota; Viridiplantae; Streptophyta; Magnoliopsida; Asterales; Asteraceae. Gene Ontology annotation, molecular function: 6-phosphogluconolactonase activity.